AUGGCCAAAGCAACAUACGCACCCUCCACCUUCUCCGAGACCUCGACCAUCUGCUCCUUUGAAAAGGAAUCCUUCGAAAAGGACCCCGCUGUGACAGUAGCAGCGGCAGCACCCGCCGUCAAGGAACGCCGCUCCCUCCGAUCAAGAGUCAAGAAGGCCCUCCGCGAGGUCGGAAACCCGCCCACCUACCGCUACGACCUCGAGCACGGCAUCGAGACCAAGAGAACGGUGCCCGUCGGCCCCAUGGGCUACAAUGUUCUCAACCAGCCCUCGCGCAUGUAA
Colletotrichum costaricense is the source of this 282-nucleotide messenger RNA. RefSeq lists its product as uncharacterized. The record is from RefSeq and is a predicted model, not a curated record. The transcript has a single exon. Bases 1 to 282 code for a protein of 93 amino acids. Lineage: Eukaryota; Fungi; Ascomycota; Sordariomycetes; Glomerellales; Glomerellaceae.